Brachypodium distachyon (stiff brome) is the source of this 729-nucleotide messenger RNA. RefSeq names its product 60S ribosomal protein L35a-1. The coding region runs from base 102 to 440 and encodes 112 amino acids. Lineage: Eukaryota; Viridiplantae; Streptophyta; Magnoliopsida; Poales; Poaceae. The record is from RefSeq and is a predicted model, not a curated record. The transcript has 4 exons. Gene Ontology annotation, molecular function: structural constituent of ribosome. Gene Ontology annotation, cellular component: ribosome; cytosolic large ribosomal subunit. Gene Ontology annotation, biological process: cytoplasmic translation; ribosomal large subunit biogenesis.
UAGGGUUUCUCCCCUUCGUCGUCGCGCCGGCCUCCCUCAUCGCAGCUCUCUCUCCGCCGCACUCCGCCCUAGCAGCCCCCGUCUCCGGCGCCGGCGGCGAGAUGGUGAAGGGACGCACGGGGCAGCGCGUCAGGCUCUACGUCCGCGGCACCAUCCUCGGAUACAAGAGGUCCAAGUCGAACCAGUACGAGACGACGUCGCUGGUGCAGAUCGAGGGGGUGAACACCAAGGAGGACGUGGCGUGGUACGGCGGGAAGCGGAUGGCGUACGUCUACAAGGCCAAGACCAAGAGCGACGGCACGCACUACCGCUGCAUCUGGGGCAAGGUCUCCCGCCCCCACGGCAACUCCGGCGUCGUCCGCGCCAAGUUCAAGUCCAACCUGCCGGCGGAGGCCAUGGGGCGCAAGGUCAGGGUCUUCAUGUAUCCCAGCAGCAUCUAAAGAUAAUCUUGAAGUGCGGUGGAUGUUGCUCAUCUCUUAGGUUUCAUCUGUUAGCAAGUUGAACUGCUGUUUCCCCAAGAAUCCCUUGGUUGUUUUCCCCGUAAUUUUGAUGUCGAAUGUGUGGACCACUUAUACCAUGCUAUGUUAUAUGGAGUUGGAAUUUCAAAGCGUGUGAUCUGUUCAUCUCUCAGUGGGUUGUGUGCUGUUGCUCCCUCUCAAUUUCAGUCAUUGAUUCCUGUUAGGAGAUAAUUUUCCUUUUGUUCAUUGAUGUAUUUAUCCUUUCUGACCA